AUGGUGUGGGACGCCGCAAAGCUCUCUCUUGAGUGUGACUUGAAGCUCCUCCUCAUUACUGACGAUAUCUUCGGCCGAACUCUUGCGGCUGAGCAGUCCGACGUCUUCCAUGUGGCGUUCGACGAUCCGCUGCCGCAAGACUGGGUAGAACGCUUUGGCGCCUCCAGCAUGCAGGAGUUCUUCGAGAGACUGGACGUGCAUCGCGAGCGGCGCGCUCGUACUCCGUCCGUUGUCAGUGUGGCAGCCUUGGCGGAAGAGGACCCGGCGAUUCGGCGGUGGGAGAUUCGGCAGGAGCAGGCUUGGCAGGAGCAGGCUCGGCAGGAGGCGAAAGCGCUUAUGUCGCGGUUGGCGCUCGCGGAGCAGCAGCGCGAUGAGGCGACAGCUAAGCUACGCGAGCAGCAGCGCGGCGCUGGCGGACAGGCGAGAGCGCAGCGAUCAAAAUCUGGGCCACGGAAGUGGCCGCCGGGGCAAAAGCCGUCUUCAGGCAAGCAGGUUGGGACCGUCGAGAAGUGGAAUGAGAAGGGCUUUGGCUUCAUCAAGCCUGGCAGUGGCAGAAAGACGAUUUUCUUUCACAUCAAAGAGGUGAAGAUGGAGCGCGCCGCCGGCAAGAAGCAGCAGCUCAACCAGCUCCUUCGCUGGGACGUCGAGUUCAGGAUCGCCCAAGGCGACAAAGGACCGCAGGCCGUCCAAGAGGAGCUGCUUCAGCUGUUUGGUGACCUGCUGACGGAGGAGGAGGGCGCGGCCCUCGGGCUCGCGGAAGGAAACACGGGCGAGGAGGACCGGAUGGGCGUGCGGACCAGGGCGGAGGGGCUGGGGGAGGGGAGGUGGUGGAUCUGGACGAGCUGGAUUGAGGAGUCCGAGAAGUAG
Molecule: messenger RNA, 867 nt
Organism: Emiliania huxleyi CCMP1516
Lineage: Eukaryota; Haptophyta; Isochrysidales; Noelaerhabdaceae
Exons: 3
Coding region: 1-867 (288 amino acids)
Molecular function (GO): nucleic acid binding
Source: RefSeq, a predicted model, not a curated record